Molecule: messenger RNA, 900 nt
Organism: Onthophagus taurus
Lineage: Eukaryota; Metazoa; Arthropoda; Insecta; Coleoptera; Scarabaeidae
Gene: mRpL10
Product: mitochondrial ribosomal protein L10
Source: RefSeq, a predicted model, not a curated record
UGAAUUAAGUGAGGUUAAGUUUGUUUUUGACAUAUGUUGAGUGAUAUAACCUCAAAAAAAGGAUAAAAAUUGUGUUUUUUCAAUAAAAUCUAAAUAUAUUUGAAAAAUAUAUUCGAAAAUGUUAUCAAUUAUACGGACCGAAAUUUUGCGCCCAACAAACGCUUUAAAUCAAAUAAAACGAUUCAGAGGUAAAAUAAACAUUCAAAGACCGAAACCUCCUCAUUUCGAGAAAGCUAAAAUGAUAGCUUUAACACAACAAUAUUUUAAAAAGAAAGAACGAAAACCUUUAUAUGAAUCAUGUGAAAAAGAUGUGAAAUACUCUAAUAAAGACACCGAAGAAGAAAACCCCUACCAAAGGAUUUUAGCUAAUGAAUUAUUGGGGAACUUUAAUGGAGCAAAAAUGAUUAUAUUUUUUCAUAAAAACCCUAUCAGUGGAGACGAUGAGGUUAUGGCAAGAGUAUUGUUUAAAAAACAGGAUAUGUUACUAAAAGGAUGUGGGAAAAAAACCUUAGAAAUGGCAGUGAAAGGAACUAAAUUCGAGAAUAUUUUGGAUUUUUAUGUGUCACAUAACAUGAUUUUAUUUUCUCCUCAAGUAGAAAUUAAAAAAGUGUUAAAUAUUAAUAAAAAAUACCCCGCUUUAAUUUUAUUAGCUGCGAUUGUUGAAGGAAAAUUUCUAAACAGGGAUGAUUUAAUGAAAUAUGCAGCAAUCCCUAAUUUAAUUACAGCCCAAUCUGAAUUUGUACAAACUUUAAAUAACGUUGGUGGUCAUUUAGCUUCACAAUUAAACGCUCGAUCAAAUAUCAUGGUUUCACAACUUCAAGAAAGGAUUAAGCAGUUAGAGGAAGAGAAAAAAUAAUGUUAGCGAGUUUUCAAUAUUAAUAAUUAAAUUAAAACAUAAAA